CCGUUAAUCCUUGAGUUUUUGCGUUAUUUUAAAUUUCAUUAAAAUCAUUUUAUAUUUAAUUUAAGUCAAUUUAAAAGACGACAUAUUCCUUUAACGACGUCAUUUUCAAGUUUGUCCGACUUCACCGCAGGAACAACUCUCGAACACGAACGACUCGGCUCUAAAAGCCAGCUGUUUUACAUGAACCGUAAUAUAAAGAAGAGCCGUUUGAGAGUCGAAAAAGCAGGAUUCCCAGAGCCGAGCUAAAUUAUCUGGAUCACCAAAAAGAGCCUAAAUUCCCAGCAGUAAGGAGCAUACACGUUGAGGCUGUUUACCUGAGAGUGAAGGAUCCAAACAAGGUUGUUUCCAGCUAUGUAAUGUCUUUCGUCAGAACAUGGAGAUAGACCAGUGUCUGCUGGAGUCUCUCCCCAUCGGCCAGCGCCAGCGGCUGGUCAGGAGGAUGCGCUGCGACCAAAUAAGGGCGUACUACGAGCGGGAGAAGAGCCUUCAGCGCCAGCAAGGCGGAGUCAAGGUUCGCCCCCCGUCCACGCUCCGCCGGAAGGCACGCGUCCGCUUCAGCCAGGCCGACAUCAUUCAAGAUGCUAUCAUUCGCCAUGACGACAAAGAAGUGAUGCGUCUCCUGAAGGAGGGAGCAGACCCCAACAUACACACGGCUUCUGGGGGAUCAUUGCUACAUCUGUGUGCUCGCCACGACAACGUGUUCGCAGCUGAACUCCUGAUUGAGCGCGGCCUGAAUGUUAACCUGCAGGAUGAAGAUCUGUGGACAGCCCUGCACGUAGCGUGUGUGUGCGACCAUGCAGAUAUGGUGCUGCUGCUGCUACUGGCCGGGGUGAAUGUUCUGCUGCAGGACGUGAACGGGAACAUUCCUCUGGACUACGCCACAGAGGGGACCGAGACCAGCUACAUCCUCCGGAAACACCUGGAGGAAAAUGGUGUGGACGUGUCCUCCAUGCACACCAUGAAGAUGCAGAGAUCCAACACAAUGCUGUCUGAUGUCAGACAGCUUGUAACCACAGGGGGAAGCCUCAACCAGCCCAAUGAUGAAGGGGUCACCCUGCUCCACAUAGCCUGUGCCAGCGGUUACAGAGAGGUGGUGUCCGUGUUAAUGGACAGCGGGGCCGACCCUCAUCCUGCUGACAACAACUUCUGGACCCCUCUCCACCUGGCGGCUAAAUAUGGACAGACAAGCAUCGUUAGCCAGCUCCUGCGGCACAGAGCGAACCCGACUCUACUGAACUGCAACCAGGACAAGCCCUCAGACAUCGCCGCAUCAGAGCCCAUAGCAGAUAUGCUGCUGACUGCCGAGGAGAGUUGGCUGCAGAGACUAAAGGACCCCUCUGCUCCUCUACCCUCGACUGACCAACGCUACGAUGGCGGCUCACACGACCUCAGCACUCCUCUCAAGAACCUGAACCCCCUGGGUCUCUCUAUCUCGAAGCGGGACAGCCUGCUGGAGAAGUGUGCCAUGUUCAGAGACGCAGGAGGAGCACUGAGCCGACAGCCCUCCCAGGACAACGGCCUAGAUGGCCCUUUUAGCUCAGGAGCCGGCAAACUGGAGCAGGUCAAGCUGAUGCCUCCAGCUCCCAACGAUGACCUGGCAUCCCUCAGCGAGCUGACCGACAGCAGCCUGCUCUACGAGAUGCAGAAGCGCUUCGGCAACGACCAAAUCUACACUUACAUCGGACACAUCCUCCUGCUGGUUAAUCCAAACAAAGAGCUGCCCAUUUACUCCACGCUGGUGAGUCAGUUGUACCUGAGCUCCACAGGUCGACUUUGUUCCUCUCUGCCGCCGCACAUCUUUUCCUCGGCAGAGCGAGCGUACCACAUGAUGCUGCAGGAGAGACGCCCGCAGUGUUUCAUCCUGAGUGGUGAAAGUGGUUCUGGGAAAACAGAAGCCUAUAAGCACAUAGUGCGACACCUGACAGCCCGCUCCAGCCCCAAAGGCCUGGCAUUGGAGUCCAGAAUGAAACAUGUUAACUGUAUCCUGGAGGCUUUUGGUCACGCAAAGACUCGAAGAAACAACAACUCAAGUCGCUUCAUCAAGCUGCUGACCAUCCAGUACUGUGACAAAAGGAGGACUCUGCUCAGAGCUCGACUGUAUACGUACAUGUUGGAGAAGUCUCGCCUGGUGCACCUUCCUCCUCACCAACACAGCUUCAGCAUCUUCUAUCUGAUGGCUGAAGGCAUGUCGCCCGAGGAGCACAGCGCACUUUACCUCAGCAACGUCCUGGCUCAUAGGUAUCUUGGCGGAGGACUUCCAGGGGAGAAAGCUCCAGUAGCUACAGCUUCUACCCAAAGCAGGGAGCGCCUCGCAGCAGUCAAACAAGCCCUGCGAGCCCUGGGCUUCAACAAGCAGGAGGUUGACUCAGUGUUCACACUGUUAUCUGCAGUGCUCCAUAUCGGGGACCUGCGUUUUACUGCACUGACAGAUGCCGAUACAGCCUUCCCCUCUGACCUGCAGCUGCUGGAGAGAGUUGCUGGAAUGUUGCAAGUGUGCUCCAAUGACCUGAGUACCGCCCUCACCUCUGACAUUCAGUACUUCAAAGGUGAUGUGAUCACUCGGCGCCACACAGUGGAGAUGUCAGAGCAAUACAGAGACCACCUUGCCAAGGCCAUCUAUGGACGCCUCUUCAGCUAUCUGGUCAACAGCAUGAACGACUACCUACAGGGACAAGACGACAGCAUUGGAGAUCCCGCCUUGGAAAUUGGGAUCUUGGACAUCUUUGGGUUUGAAGAUUUUCAGAGGAAUGGCUUUGAGCAGCUCUGCGUGAACAUGACCAACGAGCGGCUGAGGCAGUACGUCUCUGAGGUGCUAUUCCAGCAGGAGCAAGCUGAAUGUCUACAGGAGGGCAUCGCCAUGGAGACUCCACGCUCCCACAACAGCCAGUCAGCUGUUUUGGACUUCUUUCUUCAGAAGCCUCAGGGACUGCUGUGUGUGUUAGAUGAGGAGAGCCAGAGUCUCAGGCCAGCAGAGCAGACUCUGUACAAGAGGCUGUCUACCCAGCUGGACUCAAAUCCCACUCCCGGCCUCUCUUUCACAACUAAAGAUGGCAAUGGAAACCCCCCACCCAAAGACCAGGGUCCAGCUUUCACUGUUAGCCACUAUGCUGGACAGAUUUCAUAUGACUUCACCGGAUCCCUCACAAGAAACAAGGACUCCCUUCCUCAGAACCUCUUGUUUACGAUGAAGUCCAGCGAGAGCGUGUUACUGCAGCAGCUCUUCCAGUCCAAGCUGACUCAGACUGGUUCUCUGGUGCCAGCUGCCCAGGGCCGUGCUGGUCUGAGAGGGCCUAAAGCCGCUCUGUUGCUCCACAGGAUGCCAUCAGCCUCCCUUGUCACUGCCAACACCGUCUCCCAACAGCCCCGGAGGUACCAUGACCUUACCAAGAUCUUGAAAAAGAAAGGCUCAAGCUCCUUCCUGCAAAGGUUAGAGCGCUGUGGGCCAAUCACAACGGCAGUCCAGCUGAGAAACUCACUGUCAGAGCUGAUCAGUAAGCUGCAGGCCUGCACACCUCACUUUGUGGAGUGUGUGCGCCCCAAUGCCAGCGGUCAACCAGACAGCUUUGACAGCUUCCAUGUGUCCACCCAGCUGCAAUACAUCGGAGUGCUGGAGAUGGUGCGCGUGAUCCGUUAUGGAUACCCCGUCCGCCUGUCCUUCCCAGGCUUCCUCAGCAGAUAUAAAGACCUCGUGAUCCCAACUUUGGGGGACAAGAAGAAACUGUCACCAGAGGAGAGAUGUCGUUCAGUUCUGCAACAGUCCAAACUCCAAGGAUGGCAGAUGGGCAGCAGUAAAGUGUUUCUGAGGUACUGGCAGGCAGACCAGCUCAACGACCGCUGCUACCAGCUGCAUAAAAAGAUCAUCACCUGUCAGAAAGUUGUGCGUGGUUGGCUAGCCAGACAGCGCGUACACUGCAAGCUGUCACUGCAGCAGAAAGAGGAGGGCAGCCUUCAGCGUUUCCUGCAGGGGGCAGAAGACAUGGGGCUGCAAACCUACGACCAGCUGGUCAUCCAAAAUGCAUCAGAUAUUGCGCGGGAGAGUGACCGCCUGCGCUGCCACGGUAGCAGCCUUCUCAACACCCUUUGCAACAGCCCGCCGCUCGGUGAGAGGCCCGAGCCGGUGGGCAAGGAAGAGGAUCAACCUGUCAGGAGGGUUCUGGAGAAAAUCGGGAAAGUCUAUGAUGGCCCCGUCACUGGGGGAGGCAGAGUUAUCCGCCACUUCAGGUCUAGCUCAGUGCCCACCCCCCUGCCCAUCGAGAACAUGGUCCUUUCCUCCGCCAAUCCAUCCAUCAAACCAGCGCUGCAGCAGGUAGCUCAUACCAAUGAUGACGGGGCAGGAGGAGGAGGUCUGUCCUCUCCCAGGAAGCAGCCCCCUCCCAAACCAAAGAGGGACCCUAACACACGUCUGAGUGCGUCUUAUGAAGCAGUCAGUGCCGGGUUAGUGAUGGCAGCCAAAGAGUGCCCCACUCCAGAGGGAUGCGGCUCACCAGCUGGGAGCCCUCCUAAAUCCCAGCUGUCCCCCACAGACCCAGCAGCGUCAUCCAAGCCCCGCCCCCAUAGUGAUGACUACACAACCAUGAGGAAGGUGCCACCGCCUAAACCUAAGCGCAGUCCCAACACUAAGCUAACGGGCUCAUACGAGGAGAUCAACGCUGUGGCGCCACAGCUCCACCAGCUGCGCCCUGCAGAUGUAAAGCUGGCCUUGCUGUCCCGUGCUGGAGGAUUUGGAGGGUUUGGUGGUUUAAUGCAGAGAGCAGCUUCCAUUGAUGCCCCACAAGGGGUAGGACUGAGUCUGUUCCAGGGCCACGAUGAAGAGGAUGUAUACAUAGAGAUGUUGGGCUCCCAGCAGCGGGCUCGGAGCCUCCAGGAGCCUCCUGAUAGCCCCGAAUUCACUGACUCAGAGGCUGUGUAUGAGGAGAUGAAAUAUUUCCAUCAUGAAGAUGGUGGAGCUCCCACCACUGUGGUUUCAAAAGCAGCCAAACUGGAGGCUCUAGGUUUGGGCCUUGUAGGAUUAGGGACCUCUCCUCCUAAAAGCGGGGACACCAAGCGAGGUUCAGCUGGGGUGACUGCCGCCAUCGACACCACUCACUUACACAUCGCACUAAACAACGCAGCUCCCAAAACCCCUCACAGCAAAGAUGGCAGCUGUGACAUCCCUGCUCCCUUCCCCAACCUGCUCCCCCAUCGUCCUCCUCUCCUGGUGUUUCCCCCCUCACCCGUCACCUGUUCCCCCGCUUCAGACGAGUCACCCCUCACCCCCUUAGAGGUAAAGAAGCUGCCUGUGUUUGAAACAAACUUGAACUACGCUACUGGCCCCGACAGCCCACUCUCCCCACAGUAUGCCCGCCAGAGGGCUGACUCCUCCCCAAGCCUCACUGUCCUCAUGCCAGAGAAAAAGUCCACACCUCCACUCACCCCUCCUCCUCCACCUCCUCCCCCUUGUAACCCACCUCCCCCCUACAGACCCCCUUCACACUUCCCCUUCCCGCCUGAGGCCAACUUCCUGGCUCUGACUCGAGCAGCAUCUGUCACAGGAAGUUCGGACUCCCCCAAAACCUCCGCCUCUCAAAGGGCAGGUGGGGAGCCUCUGGGGAAGCCUCCUCCCUACUCCCCGGUGAAGAUGUCUCGUCCCGAGCCUAGGCGGGCUCACUCAUGCUCCUCCUCUCCGCUGCUGUUCAACCCAGCCAAUGGUAGACCGCUGACCAGCCCUCUGGACGAGCUCAACACGCUGUUCAGCUCUGGAAGGAGCCUGCUGAGAAAGUCCACAUCAGGACGCAAGAUGAGGGAUGGAGGAUUCAAUUCUAACAUCAAUCUGCCAGGAAGGGAAGACUCCGGCUCUGCCCCUACUUCACCGUCACUGCAACUUCAGGACAAGAACGCCAACAAUCACACUUCUCACUCCUCGAGCCCCGCCCCCUUAGAGAACGGCAACCAGAUCUCGAACGGGUCGCUGGAGGAUGAGAGUCACAGCAAGUCAAACACAACCAGCUCCGCCUCUCUGCACAGACACAUGGACAGUCAUCACACUCAGGUGUUCCAGCGGUUACGUCUGACAAACGGGGAUGAGAGCACCGCCCUCGGGGAGCUUCUGCGAUGGCGACGAGUGCAGUGUGAGGGGCGGGGUGCGUGGAAGCACCGCCCACCUCCGUCCCCAACCCUUCCCCCCACCCUGCUCUGGACCAACAGGAAAGCCUCUCCAUGACAGACGCUGAGUGACUCAGUCACAUGUAUUACAAAGAGUUCGUCCCUCUCUUUCCUUUCAGCCACACCACAGCCACACAUUUUCUGGUUCUGAUGUUAUGUUUUAUGUGGACUGGGUAUCCUCAGUGCUCAGGGGUGAGGUUAAAGCUGCUAACCCCACAGCGUGAGCCUCAUCCCUGGGCUGAGGUCCAACCUCUGCGCCUUUGACCUCCACUGUGGAGGAUUCCGCAACUUGUACAGUAAGUAGCUAAGCACUUGAUAAUACUGAAGAGUGUUAUCUGUGGAGAAUGAUUGGAAAGCAGACACAGUGGAGGCUCAUGGGGAGCAACUUGUUUUUGGUUUUGUUCAAACGUUUAUUUAACAAAGACAGAGAGGUGGAAGAUUACUUGAUUUAUUUGUCGUUCUGAAAAAUCCGUAUGAUUUCUUGGCUCAGUGUGAAUUCAAAUGCAAAUUAGCAUCAGUUUUGAAAUUACCCUUUGAGUGCUCACGUCCAAAUGGUGCUGACUAUACUUGACAUGUUCUAACUAUGAUGUCCCCAUGAAUGCCUGCGUGUGCACCCCCGAGUCUCAGACCUUUCUGAAGUUUACAACUUAACCACGGCCUUCGGACACCUCCGGUGUUCAGCGUAGAGUACUGAUUUAGAUAUGGGGCUUUCAGGUACGCAGCUCUCACUUAGCCUCUCACUUCUUGGGCUCUAAGUGCUACUGCAGCCCUGGCAACAAGUGACCAGGGGUCAGGGUAACCUCAAUGUAAUAUCCCAAGGUGCACUUCUUUCCCCAUUGUUACCACCAGCCUUUGAGGAACAAGAAACCUCUGGCCAAAUUUCUGCACUAACCUUUACAAGGAAAGGGGAGUCAACACAAACCUGCUCUGGUUUAAGGUACAAGGCUAACAUAACAAAGCUGUAGCUGACAGGUAUGUAGUUCAUGUUGUGAACAUGGAACUCUGUGCCAAAGUGAAACUACGUGUGAGAGGCGUGUCUAAACUAACAUGUAUAGGUAUUAAAAGGAUGUAUUCAAUAGUUCCCAUAGACUCAUACAGACUGAGAGAAAAGACCAAAUCAAAGCUGUUACUGUGGAUUAGAGGAGAUUAAACGGACCGUUUCUGAGAACAUCAAAAGAACAUGACGAAAAGAGGAAAAAAAAACAGUCUACACUUGAAAGUAGCAACAUGACUCCCACCGUGUCUCAUCAGCACCUGAACUGUGUCACGUGUUCGGUGUUGUUCAGGAGACUGUGCCGAGCUCAGGAACUCACGCACAGAUGAACUCAAUUAUUGUACAGACCGCUCCGCCGUGGGUUUGAAACCCAUUACCCUCCACGUCCUCCCUUCAUCUCCUCUUCCUACCCAACCCCAUCAAACAGACCCCACUGCCCCACUUGGUCUAUGACCAUGCCCCCCCAAACCCUCCUUCCUAAUGGAUCAAACCGGCUCUACGGGUGUCUCCAUGGUAACCACUCUGUAAAUAAUGACCAGUGUUGUAUGUUGUAGCUUUUACUCCAGCAGAGAAGCACGGAGAAUGAAGUGAAAGGAGAGGAAAGGGUUGUGAGAACACCGUCUAUGAUGGUGAAACUGAGAUCUCAGAAUGUCUUGGGUUAGAUGCAAUGACCGAGGUAAAGAGAAGAAGUUUAUUUUAAAAUGUGAAUAUCUUUUUUUCCAGAAUGAUUGUCUAUUGCUAUGAAAUUCUUUAUACUCUAUUUAAGAUUCCCCUCCCCCCUGAUCCUGCUGUUCUGUUCAUACGAUGCAAGGCAGAUGUUUUCAUUGUAUAUGGAUGUUUUAUUGCACAAUAUUUAUAUGUUGUCGUCGUGUUGACUUCUGUAAUGGGCUGGGCGUGUCUCGACAAGCCGUUUGAUCACCGAAGAUCGCUCUGAAUUGUUAGAGCCACAGAGUAUUGAUACUUUUAAUUGAUUUCUCAUUCCCACUGAUCACUCACAACGUGUCUGAUUGAUUCAGCCGUACAAAUCAGCAGCACCAUCACAGGAUCAAUCCCGGAUGUCGGUGCAUCGAGGCGCACAAAUAUUCAAGAGGAAUUAGUGGAAGCCGCUAAUGUUCCCAACAGAGGUGGCCAAUCUUUGAGCUGCUAUUUUGACUGACUGGCUGAAUGUACAUACAACUGCAAACUUUCCUUUACCUGCCUGUGCACAUCAAUGAACCCCUAUAUAUGUUAUUACUGGAACAUGCGCCUGUAUUGAAACAGUGUAUCUGACUGCUAUAUGUAAUUAUUGUCUUCAGAAGUUGUGUACGCACUCCAUCUUUUACAGUAACCUAAUGACAAAGCAGCAUUUCUGAUAAGGCAUUAAUUUGCUCCAUGAUUCACACCUUCUGUGCUGUGAUUGGGGUUGCAUGACGUGUACUGCCUUGCAGUGCUUUAUAACUUAGUUUCAUGUUAGUAUGAUUCAGAUCCAUCGCAGGGGAAUUCAACCUAUCAGUGAUCAAACAAUAUAGAACGAUCAAACUAAAAAAUCUUGCCAAUGCCAAUGAAAGAGACUUUACACUCUCUUUAUUGGUCCUCCAUUAUGUUUAGAUUAUUUGUGUUUUGUUACUAUUUUUACAGAAAUCAUGAAAUGAAGAGAUUAUUUGUCCUUUUUAAAAAAAAAUAUAAUUCCUUGUAACCUUGCAUGACCUCAUGUUGGACCUGUCCUCCCAAAACAUGCUCAUGCUGUAAAAAUCCCCAAAAAGAUGUCUAAUGUGAAGAACCGCAUCCCUCUGCACUGUGACUCACCGCACUGUCCCCCCAGCUGUAAUCGAUUAUCAUCCACCUUUUAAACUGGACCAACCUGCACACAUAUCAGCUCCACCCUGAUGACCUACGCUCAGUCCAUACUCAUCACCAAACCCUGGCAGCCAGAAUACUGCCACUCAUCGUCGUGAAUCAGGAAUCCUCCGCUCUGAGAUAAGCUCUCUGGUGCGUCUGUUAGUUCAGAGCGGCUGUUUUACUGUCCCCAGUCCAUGUAUAGUCGUCCUGAGAGACACAAUAUUUAAGCACCUGAAAAAGGGUGUCUCACUGCCUUUCAUAGUGUUCUUUUUAUACAUGACAUACAGUAUAUUUUAACCUGCAUACAUAUGUGUUUGUGGAAAGAAAAAAGAUUGUAUGUGAUAUUUCAUAAUUAUUAUGUUCCCAAUGUUUUAUAAGUACUGUACCUGUACAGCAAUAAAGCACAAUUGUGUCAACGAC
Messenger RNA from Notolabrus celidotus (New Zealand spotty), 9373 nucleotides. It is a transcript of the gene myo16, whose product is annotated as myosin XVI. Gene Ontology annotation, molecular function: protein phosphatase binding; ATP binding; actin filament binding. Gene Ontology annotation, cellular component: myosin complex; nucleoplasm; perinuclear region of cytoplasm. The transcript is spliced from 35 exons. Gene Ontology annotation, biological process: phosphatidylinositol 3-kinase/protein kinase B signal transduction; neuron projection morphogenesis; negative regulation of G1/S transition of mitotic cell cycle. The record is from RefSeq and is a predicted model, not a curated record. Lineage: Eukaryota; Metazoa; Chordata; Actinopteri; Labriformes; Labridae. The coding region runs from base 374 to 6199 and encodes 1941 amino acids.